AUGAAUAAUUAAUCAUUAGCCAAGAGCGCAGUGGAGCGACUUAAUUAAAGUAAUUUUUAAGCGUCAUAACCAUAUGAAUUUGAGACUAAAUAUCAAUAAGAUCAAAAAGAAUUACCUAAUCCAACUAAAUUUGAUUUAGAUGUGAUGAUUAAAUUUUUGGAUGAAGUAGAUUCAAGUAUAAAGUAAACCCAUGAAUACAAGUCAAUUAUUCAAAAGUAUAAAUUAUCAACAUCAAAAUUUUGUUUAACUAUGGAGUAUUAUUAAAUCUUAUUAUUUAGAAAUGAUUAUCUCAACAAUUUGCCAAAUGAGAAAAAAAUUUAAAUCUAUCGAGAUGUAAAGUAUUGAUUUUUGUAAAAGAGAUUUCACGAAUAUAUGAUCACCAAGAGGAAGCAAUAGAGUUAAAGGAUAAAGUCAGAAAGAUUAUAACAUAUAAAUUAGAAGAUAUGAGGAGAAACACAGUAAUAAAUAAUUUAAUCUAAAAAGAGAGAGUCUAAAUGGGGUUUGACAUUGAAUUUAUUACAAUUAUUGCUAAAUAAGAAUAAGGGGAACCGAGAUAUUUUUGAUUUAUUUUAAAAGAAACAUUUACCACCUGAUGUGAGGUAGUUAGUGUGGAAAUUGUGCUUAGAAAAUAAAUAAAUAAGUGAUGAGUAUAGUCGUUUGUUAGGAAAGGCAAGAAUGCUUACGAUGUCAAAAUUUGAUGUUUAAAUUAUAAAAGAUACUGAAUAAAUAGUGAAACAAAUGACAAAGCCAGAUAUGUUUGAUGGAAAUAUGAUAUUUGCAAUGAAAACUAUUUUGAGUUUCUAUGAAUUAAAAUAAGAUAGAAUUCUGACUGAUUAUUUAUACUUACUUUGUAUUCCUCUUGUAUUUGUUUUUGGAACAAGUAAACACUUGUUAAAAAUACCAACAGAAUUAAUAGGAUAUUUUUACUCAUUAUAAUUGAUAGUUUAAUUUUUUGAUCCUUUAGUGGAUUUAAUUAUUAGACACGAUGAAAAGUAUGAAUCAGAGAUGACAGAUUUAUUUAUGAAUAGUGUUAAUGUGUUAGAUGAAGAAUUAGCUUUAAAGUUUUAGAGCGUUCUUAAUUUAAAGAGUCCAACUCAAAGAUAAAUGUUGGUAAUAAUAAUUAAGAGAUUUGUUCAUUCUCUUGGAUUUGCAUUUUUACCUCUUGAUGUAACAUUGUUUAAUAUUGAUUAAAUGAUAAUGAAGGUAGUGAAAAAUAAAUUGGAAAUAUUUAUAAAUAUGGGAAUAAUGUGUUUUUGUAUAAGAAAAGACAUUUUAGUAUGCAAGACUUGGGAUUAAAUAGUUGAUAUAUUUUACUCGAAGGCAAAAUUAAUCACAUUACAAUAGUAUCACGAAUAUUAUUAGGAUGUAUAUAAGAAUGUGAAAUUUUAUGUAUCUCCAUAUGAUGUAGACCCAUAUAAAGUAAACAGGAAUGCAGAAUUUGCAACAGGUAUGUCUAUUAAGUAGAUUUUGAAUAGAUCCAUUAGCAGAGAUUAUAGAGAAAUAAUAAGACAAAGAUAUAAAUGCAUUUAAGAAGAAAUGGUUUGAAGGUAAGGAAUUGUAUGAAGACGACGAUCCAAAUAUAGCACGAUAUUAAUAAUAGCAAUAAUUACCAAAUAAGGAUAAAGCAAUUAAGGAUAUGAAAAUGUAAGAUGCAAUGAAAAAUGUUUAAAUGCAAUAAAAACCAACAUAAAAAUUAGGGAUGGUGCCUGUUUAGGAUUCUGAUGAAGAAGAGGACUUAUUUGAUGGAAUGGAUGAUUAAUGA
Paramecium sonneborni is the source of this 1762-nucleotide messenger RNA. The record is from the annotation of a GenBank genome assembly. NCBI's taxonomy places the organism in Eukaryota, Ciliophora, Oligohymenophorea, Peniculida, Parameciidae.